Messenger RNA from Aspergillus pseudoviridinutans, 1590 nucleotides. Its product is annotated as purine-cytosine permease family protein. The coding region runs from base 1 to 1590 and encodes 529 amino acids. Gene Ontology annotation, cellular component: plasma membrane; fungal-type vacuole membrane. The record is from RefSeq and is a predicted model, not a curated record. Gene Ontology annotation, molecular function: transmembrane transporter activity. Gene Ontology annotation, biological process: transmembrane transport. The transcript is spliced from 6 exons. NCBI's taxonomy places the organism in Eukaryota, Fungi, Ascomycota, Eurotiomycetes, Eurotiales, Aspergillaceae.
AUGUCGUCUGAAAUCGCGAAUCCCUCGCUAGGGAUGCACUCCGAAAAGGAGCCUUCGGGCUUCCGUUCUGAGGAGCAACCGACUCCUUAUCAUCACAAGAAUGGUGAAAACCAUAGCGAGAGCCCCAAUGGCCGCGCUAUCCCGUCCCGCGUGGGCACGUACCUUAGGAGGUUCGAGCAACAGCUCGUCGAGUAUAACUUCGAGGCACGCGGAAUCGAACGAGUGCAUGAGGGUGAACGCAUGAAAAAGCUCUCCUGGGUUUCCUACACCCAGGCGUUCCUGCUCUGGGUCUCGAUCAAUCUGGCCGCAAACAACAUAACUCUGGGGAUGUUGGGUCCUGUUGUUUAUGGGCUCAGCUUCCUUGAUUCGACGCUGUGUGCUGUUCUGGGUGCAUUGCUUGGUUCUGUGGUGUCGUCGUGGAUGGCUACUCGAGGACCUAUCUCUGGAAUCCGCACCAUGGCUUUCGGGCGUUAUGCAAUGGGAUGGUGGCCCAGCAAGAUCAUAGUGAUUUUGAACUUGAUCCAGAUGCUCGGGUAUUGCCUCAUUGACUGCGUAGUCGGCGGCCAAAUCUUGUCUGCUGUCUCGCCAAAUGGGAAUCUAUCAGUUGCCGUUGGUAUCGUGAUCAUAGCUCUUAUAAGUUGGGUCGUUGCCACCUUUGGCAUUGAUGCCUUCCAUUACUAUGAGCGCUACGCCUUCCUUCCUCAGUUGAUCGUCGUCUGCGUCUUGUUCGGCGUCUCCGCCACGAAGUAUGACCUGACAAGGCCAUCGGUAGGAGAUGCUCGCACAAUCGUCGGGAACCGGCUAUCGUUCUUUUCGAUUUGCGUGAGUGCUGCCAUCACCUAUGCUCCCCUGGCGGCAGACUUUUUCGUCUACUAUCCAGAAGGAACCUCCAAGUUGGCCAUCUUCUCCCUAUCCUUGUCGGGCCUGAUGGUCUCGUUCACCCUGGCCCUCCUCGCCGGUAUUGGGCUCGCCUCCGGUAUACCUUCCCACCUAGAAUACAGCGCGGCAUACGCAAAGGGUGCAGGCGCCCUCAUCGUCGAAGGGUUCGGCCCUCUGCAUGGAUUCGGCAAGUUCUGCUCCGUAGUUGUCGCCCUCGGACUGAUCGCCAAUACCGUUGCCCCUACAUACUCUGCGGGUGUCGACUUCCAAAUCCUCGGCCGGUACGCGGAGAAGGUACCUCGCGCUAUCUGGAACACCAUUGGCGUGGUCAUCUACAUCGUCUGCGCGCUGGCGGGGCGGAGCCACCUAUCCGAGAUCUUCACCAACUUCCUCGCGCUUAUGGGAUACUGGGUCGCGAUCUGGAUCGCGAUCAUUCUCGAAGAGCACUUCAUCUUCCGCUGGCGCAGCGGAUACAACUGGUACGCCUGGAACGAUCCGUCCAAGCUGCCCGUGGGCAUUGCAGCCUUCAUUGCAUUCUUGGUCGGUUGGGCCGGUGCUGUCCUCUGCAUGGCGCAGCUUUGGUAUAUCGGACCGCUUGCCAACUUGGUCGGGGAAUCUGGCGCAGAUAUGGGCAACUAUGUGGGAUUCACAUGGGCCGCCCUCGUCUACCCUCCCCUACGGUACAUUGAACUUCGCUGGCUCAAACGGUGA